This is a messenger RNA of Ilyonectria robusta, 1458 nucleotides long. Its product is annotated as cytochrome P450. The record is from RefSeq and is a predicted model, not a curated record. Gene Ontology annotation, molecular function: heme binding; monooxygenase activity; oxidoreductase activity, acting on paired donors, with incorporation or reduction of molecular oxygen. NCBI's taxonomy places the organism in Eukaryota, Fungi, Ascomycota, Sordariomycetes, Hypocreales, Nectriaceae. Bases 1 to 1458 code for a protein of 485 amino acids. The transcript has 2 exons.
AUGGUAUUAUCAGAUAAAAUCCCCGACUGGCCGUUCAGUCUGUGGCUGACCGUUGGAGUUCUGGCCACGGCUGGCUGGCUCGCCAAAUGCAUCUAUCGCCUCUACAUCCAUCCCCUAUCCGGGAUCCCUGGCCCCCGUCUCGCCGCCUGCUCUUCGCUAUGGCUCGCCUGGCAUACCAUGAUCGGGGACGAGUGCACCACCAUCUUCCAGCUGCAUAAGCAGUACGGACCGGUGUUACGCGUCGGGCCGAACGACGUCGAUAUCGCCGACGGUGAUGCUGUCGACCCCAUCUACUUGGAACGCGGAGGAUUCCAGAAGACCCAGGCAUACUCCAAGUUCGAUAUUGACGGCCAUCCGACCAUCUUCUCGACACAGACGCUCGCUGAACGCGCCAACCGCGCCAAAGCAGUAGUGCCGCUCUUCUCAACUGCUUCGAUCCGUAACUCGCAACAUGUGCUCGGACGGGUCGUGGACGAGUUUGUGGCCCGGUUGCAGAGCGAGGCGCGCAAGGGGAAACCAGUCAACGUUCUGAACCUCUCGCGGGCCAUGGCCAUCGAUGCAGUAACUGCGUACCUGUUCCAUGAGCAGUAUGGAGGUAUCGGCGAAGACACAUCCCACAUGUCGGCAUCGCCGUUCGUCGAUGCCUACGUCGGCGUGGGUGCUUUUUUCAACUUCCUCCCCGGUCGUCUCGGAGACUUGUUGAUGCCACUUAUCGAUAUGAUCAUGUCAGACCCCGAGACAACCCGCUCUAUGAGCCUCGUCGAUCAGUAUACUGGCCACAUUUCCAAAACUGCAUCUCCGGCUAGCGGAAGUUAUGCGAGUCGCCUUCUGGCACGAUCAGUGCCCCAGGACCAAGUCCAGGUUGAGUUGAAGGAUGUGUGCUUCGCUGGUACCGACUCAACGAGUAUCAACAUGGCCACCAUCUUGUGGAAUUUGUCCAAGUAUCCCGAAAUAUAUUCCAACCUUCGAGAGGAAGUACUCGACCGGACAGCCAAAGACGAGGAUCCCAUGGCUGGUCCAUACCUCCGCGGUGUCGUUCGGGAGGGCUUGAGGCUAUCCAUGGCCAACCCAAUCCGCCUCCCGCGCCUCGUCCCCGAGGGUGGCUGGCGAUACCGCGACUACUUCUUUCCAGCUGGUACCAGUGUUGGCGUUGCAUCCUUCCAACUACAUCAGGAUGAGGACGUCUUCCCCGAUGCUCAGCGGUUCUCGCCGGAGCGGUGGCUGGAGCCGACGGACCGGAUGCUAACCCAUUUCUUUGCCUUUGGUAAAGGAAAUCGCGCCUGUAUCGCGCAGAAUCUUGGCACCACUGAGUUGACACUCGCCACCACCAAGGUAGUACAGGCAGACUUGCUCAAGGGAGCUAGUGCUGUUCAGGAUCGAGUUGAGAUCUUGGAAUGGUUCAAUUCUCGAGUCAAGGGAGAGCAGAUACUUGUUCAGUUUGACGCAAAAGCGCAAUAA